ACCCACUCUUGCACACGAACCCUUCAUCCCUCAAAAUACAAUCAUCACUGUAACAUCGGUUUCUUCGUAUCAUAUUCAUGGCCAACAUUCUUGUCAACCGUUCUUUCCUUCUCAGGAAACGAUGUUAUGGUUCUGUAGCUGAAAGUAUAAGGUCACAUGUGGGAAGCACAACAGUGAAGGCAAAGUCAGCAUCUGAAAAUGGCAAUGGCAAUGAUAAAAAAGAAAUAUUUUGGAUGAGAGAUCCAAAGAGUGGAAAUUGGAUUCCUGAGAAUCACUUUGGUGAGGUUGAUGCUGCUGAACUCAGGGACAAGUUUCUGCCAAGACGUACUUAAUCUUCUUCCAAACGAAUUUUACUUUGAACAAAACUACUGUACUCUAAUUACGCAAAUAAGAUAUAAGAAUAAUUAUUUAUGAAAUUAACAUGCAUUUUCUUCA
This is a messenger RNA of Cajanus cajan (pigeon pea), 435 nucleotides long. The record is from RefSeq and is a predicted model, not a curated record. Lineage: Eukaryota; Viridiplantae; Streptophyta; Magnoliopsida; Fabales; Fabaceae.